AUGGCGAAACAGCGUGAGAGUUCGCAAAGAAAAGCUGCGGAAGAGGAACUGGCAACUCAAACAGCGAGAGGAAGCUCAAAAAUCAUUGUUCCUGGGACACCUCGUCAUAGUGGGAUAGGAGCGGGGCUUAGAGCGACAUCGACCCCAAAGAGACGUGCGGGAAUUUAG
Marasmius oreades (fairy-ring Marasmius) is the source of this 168-nucleotide messenger RNA. RefSeq lists its product as uncharacterized. The record is from RefSeq and is a predicted model, not a curated record. Bases 1 to 168 code for a protein of 55 amino acids. The transcript has 2 exons. NCBI's taxonomy places the organism in Eukaryota, Fungi, Basidiomycota, Agaricomycetes, Agaricales, Marasmiaceae.